CAGUGAGGGCAGUGUGCCCCAGUGUGUUGAUGGUGGUGUCUCCGGCUCCACGCAGUGUUCAGUGAGCUACAUGUGUGUUACGUGUGUGUGUGUGUGUGUGUAGGAUGAGCCGCUCACACGUCGCAGCUGCAUGAAGAGAAGGAGAUAGAAGCGGCUGAACAACACGAGCUCCACUGGCGAAGCGGCGCCGCCUCGCUCCUGCUCCCCCGGAAACAAAGCGACACCAGGCGAAUGCGGAUUUCACUUUUCCUCCGGCUCCAUCUGUGUAGGUGGAGGCUCCGGCGGCUGUCGCACUGUUGAUCAAACACACGGCCUCGCACACGGCUCCACGCCUCGGAUUGAAACCCUCUCUGCUCUUGUUCUGCAGAGCCGCGGUUCGUGGGGUGGACUUCGAGCGGGAGGAGACCUCUUUGCCGUCGGUGAGAUGCACCGUGUGGAGGACUGAGCCUCAUGGGAGAACGAAGCAGGGUCCCACAGCCAUGAAGACGCCGCCAUGUUGCAUUGAGCUGGGAAUACCUGCAUCCACAGCACCAUGUUUGGGAUGAGCUCACCAGCAACAAUGGUUGCUCACCCUGGGGAAGAAUGGUACACUCCACUACUGCCCCCCCUCCAGAGGCAAGGGACAUCAACAUCAGUCUCUGCUGCCUCUAUACGGGGCUGCUGAACUUAUCUGAGAGGCUGGCGAUGGAGAACAUCUCCAUGGCGAACCUUUCCCUGGGCUCCCGCUCGCCCCUGGAGCCGGUCAUGCCAACAGCGGAGGCCCAGAGGAGUCUACAGGGUGUCGGCCUCCCUCUGCAGGUCUUCUUUUGCUCUGUUAUGGUUGCCAUCCUGCUGGUGGCACUGUUGGGAAAUGUGGUGGUGUGCCUGAUGGUGUACCAGAGAUCUGCCAUGCGCUCGGCCAUUAACAUCCUCCUGGCAAGCCUGGCAUUUGCAGACAUGAUGCUGGCCAUCCUGAACAUGCCCUUUGCUCUGGUUACUGUGGUGACCACCAACUGGAUUUUUGGAGACGUUUUCUGUCGAGUGUCGGCCAUGCUCUUUUGGUUCUUUGUGAUGGAAGGCGUGGCUGUACUGCUUAUAAUAAGCAUAGAUCGCUUUCUUAUUAUUGUCCAGAAGCAAGAUAAGCUGAGCCCACAGAGAGCUAAAGUGCUUAUAGUGGUCACAUGGGGACUAUCAUUCAUUUUCUCGUUCCCCCUGGCGGUUGGCUCCCCUCCCCUUCAGAUCCCCCCCAGGGCCCCUCAGUGUGUAUUUGGCUACAGCAUUGAGCCUGGCUACCAUGCCUAUGUAUUGAUCCUAAUGUUAGUCUUCUUCUUCAUGCCUUUCAUGGUCAUGCUAUACACAUUCAUGGGGAUCCUGAACACCAUCCGCCACAAUGCCAUCCGCAUCCACAGCCACCCAGACAGCAUCUGUCUAAGCCAGGCCAGCAAACUGGGUCUGCUGAGCCUCCAGAGGCCCUUCCAAAUGAAUAUAGACAUGAGCUUCAAGACCCGUGCCUUCACCACCAUCCUCAUCCUCUUCUCCGUGUUUACAGUGUGCUGGGCACCCUUCACUGCCUAUAGCCUGGUAACUACCUUUAGCGAUGGGUUCUACCACAAAGACAGCUUUUUUCAAAUCAGCACAUGGGUCCUGUGGUUGUGCUACCUCAAGUCAGCCCUCAACCCUCUCAUUUACUACUGGCGGAUCAAGAAGUUCCGCGAUGCCUGCCUUGAUCUGAUGCCCAAGUACUUUAAGUUUCUUCCUCAGCUGCCAGGAAACACGAAGCGGCGCAUACAGCCAAGCGCAGUCUAUGUGUGCGGAGAGCAUCGCUCUGUGGUUUGAAGUAAAAUCCACACUCAAACACUUAAAUCUUUACAUACUGUACUGUAUUUGCCUGUUUUGCUGUUUGGUGGUAAACUUCUCUUAGCAGGUGUUCAGACAGAAAGUAGCACUGCAUUAAAAAAGGCAUGGGGCAGGGUUAAUGUGGGUGUGUUGCUACAGGGCGCAGGUGAAAUGCAAUCUACAAAGUCCAGUUUGAAGCAAACAUCUAUGAGUUUCAAAGCUUGUUUGAUUCCAAAACACUGUUCAGUGAUAAAAAAUUGUUUUUAAAUCAGGGCAUUACAAUUUAGAAGUAGGCUGGGUUUUCUUUGAUACCCAUUCUGUUACAAUAUCUGAGAUUCUUCACCUAUAGAAAAAAUCUAUAUAUUUUAAUACCCAAUUUUGAUGAAUAUUUUUUUUUUUGUUUGACAAAAGAAGAUACUUGAGAAUUGUUUUAUCAUAUAGUCAGCUGUAGGAUAUAGAUUUUUUUUUUUUUUUUUAAACCCAUCCCUUAGAGAAACCAUCUUCUCCUGCAUCUUGCCAAUAUUGACAUAAUUAUAUGACGCUGUUACUCACAGUGGAAGUGUGCAGGGUAUUGUGUGCUAUAUGUCUGAUUGGCUGGAUGAUGUGCUGUGUUGCAGCAAAAGUUGAGUCAGGGUCAACCUUUUUGCUGGACAACCUUGCAUUUUUGCUGGAACCCUCAUAAGAACAGUGUUUAAUGCUGUGCUAAUUUUAGUCUGACUCACCAUUUUUGCACUGAUGCUCAGAAACAGUCAGGGUGUAUGUUAAGAUUCGUGGUAGCCAUGGAAUAUCUGGGGGUCAAAAGCAACUGGACUCUCCAUGUGCAAAAUGUUUUAGUGUUCAGUCAGAGGCUUCACUUUCUGGUGAAAGCUUCAAUUCAUUUCUCUCAUUGUGGUGGUGAUGUUCAGUACCCCAUGGCUGGACUGAAACUUGUUUUAGAAUCAUGCUAUAUUUUCUAUAAUAUCAGAUUAGUCUGGUGAGUAUGAUUGGUCUAUUGAUAUUUUUUACACUUAAAUACUUGAUGCCAAAUGUAACUUUUUUUCUGGACCGCAGUGAAAGUCCAGUUUUCUAUUAAAGCUGGGCAUACACUGUACGAUUUUAGAAAUGCUGUUGUUAAAUUCCAACUCGUACUGUGCGUGUUAAUCGUCUGCAAUUGAGAUGUUGUGGGUUUGUUAGCGUUGGGAUAACUAGACAUACAGUAGUUUUAUACUUUCAUAAUCUCCUUUGAGUAGGUUUAUCCUAUAAAAUUUAAUAUUUAUUAGUAAUGGGAGAUAGAUAGUUUACAGGUUUACCUUUUGACACCCCCUCAAUAACCUGUGCAGUCAGCCCUCACCAAAAUGACAGUACACUGUUGCGAGGUGCACACUCUCCUUAAAAGGAAGGAUAAGAGAAGUUUACUACAAUGGUUGGUUAAUCCGUGCCGGUACCACACCACGAGUACAUCUCAAUCUCUCAAUUUCUCCAUGUCAACAGAUUCGCCAGGCGCAUCCUGUCACCAGUUUGCCAUAUGUGCACAGUCACGCUCCCUGCGCACUGAACCUUUAACUGCGCUUUGAAUAGGGCCCUAUGUUCUUAUUGACUAGUAAUCGCAAACGUUUCCACCACAGUGUGGCCUCAAUCAGAGUCAGUGCAUACAGUGCAUGUCAAACUAAAGCUCAUUAUAGAGGUUACAUCAUGUGAUCAAGUGAAACGUUUCAUCUCUCAUCCAAGAGGCUUCUUCAGUUCAGUUCACUGUCUCUGUGUUUGCCACUUCACGCCAUCAGGAAAAAAGGCACAGAGACGGAGGGACCGACUCGCGGCUCUGCUUCAACUGUGCGAGACGAUGAAGUCAGCCGACCAAAAAUUGUCAGAAAUGUAUCGGUGCAUAAAUUUCCACCCUGUGCAGUGCACAGCAAACAUUGCACGACAAAGCUGAAAAUGGAGUCAUACGACUCAGAAAUCAGGGCAAAAACGGGCUUAAAUCGUACAGUGUGUGUCCAGCUUUAGAGUGUGUGAAGAUUGAGAUCAGGUCAUUGUAUAUCAAGUGUCAACUCAAAGGCAACUGUGCUGGCUGUUUUGUCUCUUAGCAGAACAAAGAUUGAGUACAUUUGUCUUUGAUUUAGUGCUGUACUGGAAAGAAUGCAUUGCAGAAGAGGGAAACCAACUGUCCACAUACAGCUUUAGUGAUCUUCAAUUAAAGCUUCAAUAAUAGAGCUGGGUAAUUGAAGGUGUUUGAUACUAGUUCCAGUGAAAUCCCUGAGUGAAAACAAGUUCCCCAAUGUUAAAUGUGUAAACAUAAGCAGCCAUACAAGAUUUUUGCCUUAUAGUCAAAAUUUUACAAAAUUACUACUGAAAUCAGGAAGUACCGGGUCAAUGAGAGAUUCAGCAAGAUAAUUAUGACAUUGAUUAUUGACAAUACUUGACUGUUUUUAAUACUUUGUUAGACUUCAUAGUUAUUUUGCUCCAGGGAUAUUCAAGUAGAUCAGCCAGCCCUACUCAUAGACCAGAAUGCAUUGCAGCAACAUGACUUUUAAUGCCAAGAAUACAGUCACGGAUAAACUUGCUCUCUUGCUCUUAUGCUGUCACUCUAGCUAUGGUUCUUUUUCCACCUACUCAUCCCACAGAACGCACUUUGUCUCAGAGUGUCGCUCUGGGUAAUAACAGAAAGCUUUAAGUGAAGUUGUCAACUAGGAAACAUAAAAAGAAUGAAACCACUUUAUAAUUGCUGGAAUGCACUGAAUGGCACCGACCAUGCAGGAGUAUCCACAAAUGAAUUGUAACUUUAAUAUUGAGCUAAAAAGAAAACACGGGCGCUGUUGGAUUUGACAUGAUCACAUCUUUUCUUGCCACUGGAAUCAUGAGUCGAGGGGAAAGGACAGUUUGUUUUAGCUGUGUACAAGUUGUUAUACAGGGCAUGUAAAUUAACAGCUUAAAUGGAGUUGGGAUGUGGUCAGAAAGUGGCCAUGACCCAUUUGAACAUGUUUGAAUUUCAAUGUUUUUGGAUGUGCCUAUUGAUUAGUCCACUUGCCAGUCAGAAUGCUGCUAUAUCUGGUGAAAAUGUGCAAUUUCAGUGUACUGUACUGUUGAAUGUAAUAAAGAAAUAGACAUUUCUUACCUUGGUAA
Messenger RNA from Hippoglossus stenolepis (Pacific halibut), 4914 nucleotides. It is a transcript of the gene gpr63, whose product is annotated as G protein-coupled receptor 63. The transcript is spliced from 2 exons. Gene Ontology annotation, biological process: G protein-coupled receptor signaling pathway. Bases 583 to 1815 code for a protein of 410 amino acids. NCBI's taxonomy places the organism in Eukaryota, Metazoa, Chordata, Actinopteri, Pleuronectiformes, Pleuronectidae. Gene Ontology annotation, cellular component: membrane. The record is from RefSeq and is a predicted model, not a curated record. Gene Ontology annotation, molecular function: G protein-coupled receptor activity.